Pochonia chlamydosporia 170 is the source of this 1842-nucleotide messenger RNA. Its product is annotated as low temperature requirement A. The record is from RefSeq and is a predicted model, not a curated record. The transcript is spliced from 7 exons. NCBI's taxonomy places the organism in Eukaryota, Fungi, Ascomycota, Sordariomycetes, Hypocreales, Clavicipitaceae. The coding region runs from base 1 to 1842 and encodes 613 amino acids.
AUGUUCAGCUUCGUGCGGGCAGCCUCGAAGCUGGCUGACACACACAGCGUAGACGCUGGUGUUCCCAAACAAAAGUUGAGGCUCAUGAAGAGUCCCCUUGUGGAGAUCGAGGAGAAGCAUUUGGCGGAGCCAAAUUUCAGCCAGUUUGGAGACCGGUAUAAAGACGAUGCUCCGGAGUUUCAGAGACAUGAGGAGGCGAACAUGCUCGAGGUCUUUUUCGACCUCUUCUUUGCGGCAAAUUACACAGUCUUUUCCAAGACGCAAUCUGUAACGAGCGGACAUAGAAUUGCAGCAUAUAUCGGCUAUUUCAGCGUGCUGUGGUUUACUUGGCUCACUGUCGCUCUUUACGAUGUUCGAUUCGUCACAGAUAGCAUAUUCGAACGAGUUGCGCGAGCAGUCCAUCUCGGCGUGAUGGUCGGCUUCGCUGUUGUCGCCCCAAACUUUAAGCCAGAAGAGCCGCACCAAGGGAGCUUGCAAACAAUGUCCUUGAUAUUAAUGUCGUCUCGCCUAUGUUUGGUAGCAGAAUACGCCAGCAUAUUAUGGCACGUUCGCAAGUUCCAAAAAGUCCGACUGGCCUUUUACGCACAAGUAUCGAUUCAUUUCAUCGCAGCGAUGGUAUAUCUCGGUAUCUCAUUCCGUUUAGAACAUCGGAGAAGCCACGUCUUCAUUACGUGGUACAUUGUUAGCGCGCUGGAAGCGGUGCUUUCUUUUGGGCUGGGGUUAUUCUUUAAUGUUCUUAGCUUCACGAGGACACACCUCAUGAGUCGGAUGAGUCUGUUGACCAUUAUUAUUCUGGGUGAUGGUAUUGUGGUGUUGGCAGAAAAGGUUGUGACCAUUGUCAAAUCGCCAGAUGCUUGGAAUCCCCUAAUCAUAGGAAUUGUCACCGCCGGCGUCGCAACAACCUACUUCGUCUUCCUCGUCUACUUCGACUGGAUGAAGACACGACACCUUCCCGCGCUGAGACAACAGAUCUGGACAAUCCUCCACUUCCCCUUCCACCUCGCCAUGGUCCUCUUCAUGCAAGGCUUCACGCAAUUCGUCAUCUGGUCUAAAAUCGUGGACGUAGUGAACCACCUCCGAAGUGACUGGAUAGUCAACGACCCCAAGGCCCUCACCCACGCCACCAGCGCAAUGGUACAAAAGAACAUAUCGGACGAAGUGGAAAAGUUCUUCAACGAGUAUGACCCGAAGUGGCAGACGCUGUACGAUACCACACAGACUGCUCUUGCGAAUAUUACGGACAUCCCGGACUCGUACUGGCCGCAACUAGCCAAGUUUCUCAACACUCUUGCCGAGAAAGACUACCCGGCUGAGAAUACGACUGACUUCUUGUCCAAUAUUUUGAGUACGCUUUUUUCGGCUAUGCAGAAUAGUCUGUUUACGACGUUUGAUAUCGACCUUGCGCAGGAGUUCUUUGACCAGGAUCAGAAUAAGAAUGUGAGCAUCGAUGUAGCUGGGGGUGGGUUUGAGAACAACGUCAACUAUGACACGUGGGAUAGGUACCAGCUUGUGUUCUCUUACGGUUACAUCGCCUCCGGAGCUUGUCUCGCGUUCAUGACCCUUCUCACAAUUGUAUCUCGGCUCACACCGUGGAAGCCGUGGCCGGUCAUUCGAACAGUCAUCAACGGCCUCUUGGCUGCUGGCGUUGCGCUUGUUGCCCUCCUGGCAGUGAAUGGAGAAAAGUUGUUCGAUUACCUUCUCAGUCCUUGGCUAUUGCCGACGAUUUGUCUCGUGUGGUUGGCAGUCUUGCUCCUGACGCACACGCAUUCAGCGCCGCCGUUGUUCUUCAAGCGGAGUGCGACGUUUCUCGUUGGACGGAGGACGGGGAAUUGCGAGUGCUGA